Messenger RNA from Mycotypha africana, 1155 nucleotides. RefSeq names its product mitochondrial carrier domain-containing protein. The transcript has 2 exons. Bases 45 to 956 code for a protein of 303 amino acids. Lineage: Eukaryota; Fungi; Mucoromycota; Mucoromycetes; Mucorales; Mycotyphaceae. The record is from RefSeq and is a predicted model, not a curated record.
CUUUAAUAAAACUAACAUUUUUAUUUAGUUGAAACAUCAUUAUCAUGUCAAGCGUUAACCAACAAUAUAACCCCGUUUUAAAGGAUAAGGUCAAAGAAACAGCAAUCGGGUUCGUUAUUGGCGGCCUAGCCGCAUGCGGUGCAGUUACUUUUACAAACCCAUGGGAGGUAGUAAAGACACGACUUCAAUUACAAGGAGAAUUAGUUCGAGCAGGUGCCUUGACAGAGGCCUCACGACCUUAUCAUAACAGUAUUCAAGCCCUAAAGCUUGUCUUUCAACAUGAGGGUGUUCGAGGUGCGCAACGAGGUUUGAGUGUUGCUUAUCUUUACCAAAUUUGUUUAAAUGGGAGUCGAUUGGGCCUUUAUGAACCCGUGAAUACAAAUAUUGUGAAAGCCCUCAAUCUACAAUCCGACACCAGCAAACUUAUUUCAGGUAUCUUCUCAGGAGCCUUUGCAGGCGUUGUGGGUGCCGUGUUGGGAUCUCCACUCUAUUUAAUCAAAACUCGACGACAGUCGUAUUCUCCUAUCUUUAAAAAUAUCGGUUACCAGCAUGAGAUGGAAUCCAGUUACAAUGCGCUAAAACAAAUUUUCCGAGCAGAAGGUGUGAAAGGUUUAUAUCGUGGCGCAGACGCAGCCAUGGUCAGAGCAGGCGUCGGAUCAGCUGUACAAAUGCCCACUUACAUGUUGGGAAAAGACCUUUUAGUCAACCGAUUUCAAUUUCCUGAUACAGUCGGGACACACUUUGCCACUUCCAUGUUUACAGGUGUCCUGGUUUGUUUGGCAAUGAACCCAUUUGAUGUUAUUUCAACUAGAAUAUAUAAUCAAGGCGUAGAUCCUGCUACCGGAAACGGUUUAUUAUACAAGAGCCCAGCAGAUUGCUUUGUCAAAAUCGUUAAAAUUGAAGGUGUGCGGGGUCUGUAUAAGGGCUUUUUGGCGCAUUAUCUUCGUAUUGGGUAAAUUUAUUUCCACCGUUGACAGUAUACUGUAGUGCAUAAUGACUGAUAGGUAACACGCUAACCUUAAAAUUUUCUAAUUUCGCUUAGGCCUCAUACAACUCUCAUGUUUGUUUUCAUGGAGCAGUUAAAGCAAAUUUACAGUAGACAUAUCGCAUUUUAGAUUUAGAAAAAAAAAAAAAAAAAAAAAGAAAAAGCAAAAA